UUUUGAACCCCGUGUACCGGCUCAACACACUCACUCCCCCACAGCAGCCGGACUCGUCUUGUGGCAUCGGAGGAGAGAGACAGAGGAAGUGAGGAUGAAGGUGUCGCUCCUGUGUCUUUGCGUCCUCGUGCAUGUGUGCCUGGUCCACGCCGGACUGUUCGGCCGCGACGAGCUGCAACAAACCGCAUCCAGCACUAAGACCAAGACCUCCCAGAGCACAGGGUCUUCGAACCACGUCAGACAGAGGCCGCUGUUCGCGAGGAGGGGGCAGUAUGAACGGCAGAGUGUGCCGAAACGCAAAGCGGGUCACAAUUCUCAACAUGGCCGUCCUCCUCCAUCCAAAGGGGUACCCAGACCUGUGAAGCCCAUCAUGUGCGCUCAGCUCGGACAAAGCUGCCUACCCCAGUCUGGCUGCUGUGUGAGACACCACAUUUGCCACUGCCGCUUCUUCAACACCAUCUGCUUCUGCCGGAGAAAACACUCGGUGAAGAAAACAUAAAACCGAGCGGCGGGCAGCAGUGAUCGGGGUCUGGGCAGAUUGGGAGCGUUUUGGAUGCUUUGCUGACAUAAGGAAGAGGCAGCUGUGGAACCCUCUAGCAGACUGCUUAUCAUUGAGUUACUGGUAAAGUCAGUGUUAGGUGCAUCUACAGAAUGCAUGAGCUAAAAAUAUGAAUGUGCGUAAUUCCAGCUUUUGGGCCACAGGAGUGAAACUUAUAGUUUAAAAACUUAAGGGUAGAGGUAUAGUUGUAGCACAGUUUGAUGUACAUAGUGGAGCUGAAUAAUCUGUGUUUCCUUAUUGUAUGUUAUGAAUGUAUUCAAUAAUAUGUGAUCAUUUGAAAUUAAGUCUUGUCUUAAAUAUUUAACAAAUGAAUUGAUAUGCAUGUACAUGUAUCUGUAUUUAUUCUUAUUUUGGGUCCUGAUGUUUUAAAAAGAAGAUGUAAUUGUGGGUUUAAAUGAAGUGUAUUAUUUAAAGGUGCAGUGUGUAGGAUUCAGGGUGGAUCUAUUGGCAGAAAUUGAAUAUAUUUUAAUAAUUAUACUUUCAUCAGAUUGUACAACCACAU
Messenger RNA from Platichthys flesus (European flounder), 1061 nucleotides. RefSeq names its product agouti-signaling protein-like. Gene Ontology annotation, cellular component: extracellular region. The transcript is spliced from 3 exons. The coding region runs from base 95 to 499 and encodes 134 amino acids. Gene Ontology annotation, molecular function: type 1 melanocortin receptor binding; neuropeptide hormone activity. The record is from RefSeq and is a predicted model, not a curated record. NCBI's taxonomy places the organism in Eukaryota, Metazoa, Chordata, Actinopteri, Pleuronectiformes, Pleuronectidae. Gene Ontology annotation, biological process: positive regulation of feeding behavior; adult feeding behavior; neuropeptide signaling pathway.